AAAACGCCAGCGAUAACAGGCUACAACUACGACCGGUUUAUAAACAUUCCGUUUCGUGUAUUACCUAGUUUUCACACAUUCCAUUUGGAGUUUCAAUUGUUUAGACCUACCGAAUUGUUUGUCACGUCACCAAGCAAUUGGAAUAGAACGAUUUGUUAAUCACCCGGCAGAAACCCUUUCGUGCAGCAUAAGUAUGGCAAUGCAACAACUUGAAAACGAGGAAAAGAUUAACGUGCGUGAUCGUCUGGUGGACAAUGUGCUGGAUCUAAGCCUGAUGAACAUUUCCAAAGUACCGGUGCAAGAAAUUAAACCACUCCGACGUGCCACUGUUAUGGAUCUUUCCAGUAAUCGCAUCUGUAUCAUCGAGAGUAAUUUUACCGACCUCACACAACUAACGCAGAUAGAUCUGUCGAAGAAUCGUAUUACGUCGAUUUGCGAUGAUUUCGGCCUGCUCACCAACUUACGGCGCUUGGAUUUGUACAAGAACCAAAUCACAAGGCUGCCGCUUACGUUCGGGCGCCUAAAAAAUCUCAAGUAUCUCGAUCUGAAGGAAAAUCCACUGAACCCCAUCUUUAAGAAGCUCAUCGGAACAUGCAGCGACACCAACGAUUGCCUAGUGGCAGCGACGCGUGCCGUGGACUUUAUGAAGCAGGUCGAACGUCGCGUCGUAGAAGAUCGUGCCAAGGAACGAAAAGUGCGCUUGGAAAAACAGCAAUUGCAGGAGGCGCAAAUGAAGGAGGAAAUGAAAGUUGCUGCCCAAGAAGAAAAGCCAACUAAUGAACAAAAGUCUGAAAAACCAAAACGUAGACGAAAGCAGAUUCCACAAGGUGAAGCUGUUCUUAGCGAAGAUUCAAAAACUAAGCAUAAAGCAGAAAAGAAAGCUGACCGGGUGGAUGAAGACGAUACAGUCUCGUCAGGCCUUCGUCAUUCGCUCGUAUUUUGGCUGGCCAUGUUAGUGCUGUUGGCCGUUUCGUUUCUGCUUUGCGCCAAUUAUUACGAUGUGCUUCCCCGGAAAUCUUCUGAAACCAUUCUCGAAGAGUAUAUCAAGUAACACCGCCGGUGUCCUUUUGAAUAUUGUGCUUUACUAUUAAUAAACAUUAAGCAACCGCGUACUGGACGGUCUGUCUUUACAAGUUA
Molecule: messenger RNA, 1137 nt
Organism: Anopheles funestus (African malaria mosquito)
Lineage: Eukaryota; Metazoa; Arthropoda; Insecta; Diptera; Culicidae
Product: leucine-rich repeat-containing protein 59
Exons: 3
Coding region: 194-1051 (285 amino acids)
Molecular function (GO): protein binding
Source: RefSeq, a predicted model, not a curated record